AUGAGUUCAGAAAAAGCCCCAGUCAUUACAACUUCCCAUGAAGAUGAAGACAUUUUGAAUGCCUUUGAGAUCCCCUCAAUGGCUUUUGUUUCCAUGGUCUUGAAAGGCGUCCUUGAGCUGGGGAUUCUUGAAUUGCUGGCCAAGUGUGGCCAGCUCUCUCCGUUGGACAUUGCGGCCCGGCUCUCCAUCGACAACCCGGCUGCGCCAGACAUUCUCAACCGGAUGCUGCGGCUCCUCGUGAGUUACUCCAUCUUAUCAUGCACUCUCGUGGAGGAUAAAGGCGGCCGCCCCCAGAGGCUCUACUGCCUUGGGCCUCGGAGCAAGUUCUUUUUGGACAACAAUGGAGCUUCUACUGCAGCACUUCACAUGCUACAACAAGACAAGACUGUCCUGGAAUGCUGGAACUACCUUAAAGAUGCAGUUAAGGAAGGAGGGGCAGAUCCUUUCACCCGUAGGAACGGCAUGGGCUUGUUCGAUUACAUGGGCCGAGACGCGAGAUUGAACGACCUGUUCAACAAGGCGAUGAGGAACUUGUCGGCAUUUUACAUGCCCAAGAUCGCUCAGCAUUAUAGCGGGUUUUCAAAGGCGAAGACGGUCGUCGAUCUGGGCGGUGGCGUCGGCGAGACCCUGAAAACCAUACUCUCCAAGAACCCCCACAUCCGCGGCAUCAACUAUGACUUGCCUCAUGUGAUCGCAGCUGCUCCUCCCAUUCCUGGUAAAAUCGAUCCCAAUGUUAUCGAAGGUUUUGUGUGCAUACGAACCGUAAUGAGAGCUCGCUCGACUUCAUGUUUCACAUAA
Molecule: messenger RNA, 798 nt
Organism: Eucalyptus grandis
Lineage: Eukaryota; Viridiplantae; Streptophyta; Magnoliopsida; Myrtales; Myrtaceae
Product: caffeic acid 3-O-methyltransferase-like
Exons: 2
Coding region: 1-798 (265 amino acids)
Biological process (GO): methylation
Molecular function (GO): O-methyltransferase activity; S-adenosylmethionine-dependent methyltransferase activity; protein dimerization activity
Source: RefSeq, a predicted model, not a curated record